CAAUGCAGCAAGUGUUGGAUAACCUUACGGAGCUGCCCUCAUCUACGGGAGCAGAAGAAAUAGACCUAAUUUUCCUCAAGGGGAUUAUGGAGAAUCCUAUUGUAAAAUCACUUGCUAAGGCUCAUGAGAGGCUAGAAGAUUCAAAACUAGAAGCUGUCAGCGACAAUAACUUGGAAUUAGUCAAUGAAAUUCUUGAAGACAUCACUCCUCUAGUCCCUGUGGAUGAAAAUGUGGCAGAACUGGUUGGAAUCCUCAAAGAGCCUCACUUCCAGUCACUCCUGGAGGCCCAUGAUAUUGUGGCAUCAAAGUGUUAUGAUUCACCUCCUUCAAGCCCGGUGAAUAAUUCUGUCAAUAAUCAGUUAUUACCAGUAGAUGCCAUUCGUAUUCUUGGCAUUCACAAAAGAGCUGGGAACCAUUGGUGAGGUGUAACAUUUAGGGUUGAAAAUAAUGAUCUGGUAAUUGCCCGAAUCCUUCACGGAGGCAUGAUAGAUCGACAAGGUCUGCUUCAUGUGGGAGAUAUCAUUAAAGAAGUCAAUGGUCAUGAGGUUGGAAACAAUCCAAAGGAAUUACAAGAAUUACUGAAAAAUAUUAGUGGAAGUGUCACCCCUAAAAUUUUACCAAGCUAUAGAGACACCAUUAUUCACAACAGUUGCAUCAAUAUGGAGAGGCAUCCAGCACACAUCCAUCAGGUAUUUGUGAAAUGUCAUUUUGAUUAUAAUCCGUACAAUGAUAACCUGAUACCUUGCAAAGAAGCAGGAUUGAAGUUUUCAAAAGGAGAAAUUCUUCAGAUCGUAAACAGAGAAGAUCCAAACUGGUGGCAGGCUAGCCAUGUAAAAGAGGGAGGAAGCGCUGGUCUCAUUCCAAGCCAGUUCCUGGAAGAGAAGAGAAAGGCAUUUGUUAGAAGAGACUGGGACAAUUCAGGACCUUUCUGUGGAACCAUAAGUAGCAAAAAAAAGAAAAAGAUGAUGUAUCUCACAACCAGAAAUGCAGAAUUUGAUCGUCAUGAAAUACAAAUAUAUGAGGAGGUAGCCAAAAUGCCUCCCUUCCAGAGAAAGACAUUAGUAUUGAUAGGAGCUCAAGGUGUGGGACGAAGGAGCUUGAAAAACAGGUUCAUAGUGUUGAAUCCCACUAGAUUUGGAACUACAGUGCCAUUUACUUCACGGAAACCAAGGGAAGAUGAAAAAGAUGGUCAGGCAUAUAAAUUCAUGUCACGAUCUGAGAUGGAAGCAGAUAUUAAAGCUGGAAAAUAUUUGGAACAUGGAGAAUAUGAAGGAAAUCUCUAUGGUACCAAGAUUGAUUCUAUUCUUGAAGUUGUCCAAACUGGACGGACUUGCAUUUUGGAUGUCAACCCUCAAGCCCUGAAAGUACUGAGGACAUCUGAGUUCAUGCCCUACGUUGUAUUUAUUGCUGCUCCGGAACUAGAGACGUUACGUGCCAUGCACAAGGCUGUGGUGGAUGCUGGCAUCACGACCAAGCUUCUGACGGACUCUGACUUGAAGAAAACAGUGGAUGAAAGUGCACGAAUUCAAAGAGCAUACAACCACUAUUUUGAUUUGAUCAUCGUAAACGACAAUCUGGACAAAGCCUUUGAGAAACUACAAACUGCCAUAGAGAAACUGAGAAUGGAGCCACAGUGGGUCCCCAUCAGCUGGGUCUACUGAUGAUUCAAUAAGGUUCACAAUUAAAAUACAACUUUUAAAAAGUGACUGCAACAAAUAAACCUUUUACUGAGAAAA
Rhinolophus ferrumequinum (greater horseshoe bat) is the source of this 1736-nucleotide messenger RNA. It is a transcript of the gene PALS2, whose product is annotated as protein associated with LIN7 2, MAGUK p55 family member. The record is from RefSeq and is a predicted model, not a curated record. Gene Ontology annotation, cellular component: cell-cell junction; plasma membrane. Gene Ontology annotation, molecular function: protein binding. Lineage: Eukaryota; Metazoa; Chordata; Mammalia; Chiroptera; Rhinolophidae.